CGAUUUUACCCGCGCACAAAUACACAAUUAGCAUCAUUUGGUGGUAGAAAAGGGAUUAAACAAAGGUAGCUUGUUACUUUGACAAACAAAUUUCUCUCGUAAUCAAAUUUAUUUUUUUAUGACCGAUAGAACUCAAAGAAUUAAAAAAGUAAAAAUUAAAAGUAUACCUGUCCUUUGGACAAGUCUACCCCUUAUUUUGUGGAAGCUUGUCGCUGACUUGCUGUAAGCUCUCUACUACUAGUCUUUCAGCCCGCCAGCAAAAUACCCAUGUUACUCUUCUUCGUUGCUUCUACUGCCAAUUCCUGGGUCCCACCCCUACAUUUUUCUUCUUCUUCUCCUCCGCCUCCAAAUCAAUAGUAGUUCAGAAGCUUAAAAGAAUGGACCCGAAGUUCGCCGGAAAGCCCAUUCAGGCCCAAUUCCUUUCAGGUCAAAAUGACCUUGACCAGAUGCAGGAUACUCCGACCCGUGGGUCACGUCAUCGCCGGGCCCAAUCCGAAACCUUUUUCCGGUUUCCAAACUUCGACGAUGACAUCCUCUUAGACGACGUCGUUCCUGACUUCAACCUCGAUGUUCAGGCGCCGUCCCUCAUGCAGCAGCAGCAGCCUGCAAAUUCGGCUGAUUCUUCGUCAGCUGGGCCGGCGUUAUCAGCUGGGCCUUCCGAUAAUAACCCUAAGCCGCUGUCCCACUACCGUAGUCUCUCUGUGGAUGCUGAUUUUUUCGAUGGACUGGACUUUGGUGCUGCGGCGGCGGAGAAUAAGAUGAUGGGUGGUGGCCCGCGUCAUAGGCAUAGCAAUUCCAUGGAUGGGUCUUUUGACUUUGAGUCUGAAUCGCUUUCUGUGAAGAAGGCUAUGGCUCCUGACAAGCUUGCUGAGCUGUCCCUGAUUGAUCCCAAGAGAGCCAAAAGGAUUUUAGCCAACAGACAAUCUGCUGCACGUUCUAAGGAGCGGAAAACUCGUUAUACUGGUGAGCUAGAGAGGAAAGUGCAAACUCUGCAGACUGAAGCCACCACUCUAUCUGCACAGAUCACAGUUCUUCAGAGAGACACUUCUGGAAUAGCUGCUGAAAACAAAGAACUCAAAUUUCGGUUGCAAGCUUUGGAACAACAAGCACAUCUUAGAGAUGCUCUAAAUGAAACUUUGAGGGAAGAAGUGCAGCGGCUUAAGAUUGAAGCAGGCCAAAUUCCAGCUGCGAAUGGAAAUAGAGGAACGCGUUUUCAUUUACCUCCCCAACCACAGUCCUUUGUUCAAUGUGGUAACCACCAUCCACAACACCAGCAGCAGCACAUUCCGCGUUCGACUGCAAGUAACCAAACUGUCCCUGGGCAGUCUCAAUCUAGCUUCUUCAACUUCAACAACAGGGCUUGAAAGUCUCAAAGGUGAACUGGUCUGGUUAGUAAUUUAUCAAAGUAGAUGACCUUGUAAAUAUUGAUAUGUAGAAUGUGUGUAGAUUGUCAAAAGGUUAUUGAUCGAGUGUUGUUCAGCUCAAUAGCUUGUAACUUACCAAGUUUUUAACAAUAUGAUUACAGAUUCUUUGAUGUGGGAUGCCUGAUCUCGAGUUUAUUUUUAUUAAAUUAUAGAAUAUGAAACAUUUCAUCGA
Messenger RNA from Nicotiana attenuata, 1596 nucleotides. Its product is annotated as transcription factor VIP1-like. The record is from RefSeq and is a predicted model, not a curated record. Gene Ontology annotation, biological process: regulation of DNA-templated transcription. Bases 378 to 1364 code for a protein of 328 amino acids. Gene Ontology annotation, cellular component: nucleus. Gene Ontology annotation, molecular function: DNA-binding transcription factor activity. NCBI's taxonomy places the organism in Eukaryota, Viridiplantae, Streptophyta, Magnoliopsida, Solanales, Solanaceae. The transcript is spliced from 4 exons.